UUUUCCAUAUUCUCCUUCUCAUGCUCACUCUCUGUUUCUCUCACAAUCAGAGCAUGGAACGUCUUACCUUUCCUUGUUUCCUCUUACUUCUCUUCAUCUUCGCAUUUGCUGCAGAUGCGGGUUCCAUCGGAGUUAACUACGGCCGAAUAGCGAACAACCUUCCUCCAGCGCCAAAGGUGGUUCAGCUCCUCAAGUCUCAAGGUCUGGAGAAGGUCAAGCUCUACGAUACUGACCCUACCGUACUCAAGGCUCUUGCUGGUUCAGGCAUCAAGGUUGUCGUCGACUUACCAAACGAGCAGCUCUACUUGGCCUCGAAGACUUCAUCCUUCGCCAACAAUUGGGUCCAGAAGAACAUCGUUGCUUACCAUCCAUCCACCCAAAUCUAUGCCAUUGCCGUCGGCAACGAAGUGUUUGUUGACCCCAACAACACAACCAAUUACCUUGUCCCAGCCAUGCGCAACAUCCAGGCCGCGCUCGUCAAAUUCAAACUCGAUUCUUCGAUUAAGGUGUCGUCACCCAUAGCCCUCAGUGCUCUACAGAACUCAUACCCGUCUUCUGCGGGAUCCUUCAAACAGGAGCUAAUCGAACCCGUAAUCAAACCCAUGCUGGAAUUUCUGCGGGAGACCGGGUCGUACCUUAUGGUGAAUGCUUACCCUUUCUUCGCUUACUCGGCCAACGCCGACGUUAUCUCCCUGGAUUACGCUCUUUUCAGGAAUAACUCCGGCGUAGUUGACUCCGGCAAUGGAUUACGUUAUUACAGUCUCUUUGACGCACAAAUCGAUGCGGUGUUUGCGGCAAUGUCGGCUUUGAAGUACGACAAUAUCGAGUUAACGGUGACGGAGACCGGAUGGCCGUCCAAGGGAGACGAGACAGAAACGGGUGCGGGCGAGGAAAAUGCAGCUGCCUACAACGGCAACCUCGUGCGGAGGAUACUCACAGGGGGAGGAACUCCGUUGAGACCCAAGGCGGAGAUAGAGGUGUUCUUGUUUGCGCUGUUCAAUGAGAACAACAAACCCGGUCCGACCUCCGAGAGGAACUACGGGCUUUUCUACCCAACCGAAGAAAAGGUGUACGACAUACCAUUGACGAUGGCGGAGGUGACACAGCAGGGUCCGGUUAGCGGCGGAGGGAAGAGCCAAGUGACCAACCCCGUGAAGGGCAGUGGAGGAAGCGGCGGCACCGUAUCGACUAGCUCGUCGGGGCAGACGUGGUGUGUGGCGAAUGGGAAAGCAGGGAAUCAGAGGUUGCAGGCGGCGUUGGAUUAUGCGUGCGGUGAAGGAGGGGCGGAUUGUAGCCAGAUACAGCCGAGUGGGCUUUGUUACGAUCCCAAUACAGUGGAGGCACACGCAUCGUUCGCAUUCAACAGCUACUAUCAGAAGAAUGGGAGACGAAUGGGAACCUGUGAUUUCCAAGGAGCCGCUUAUGUCGUUACCCAACCUCCCAGUGCGUCUUCUUCCCCUUCUCAUUCAUUUUAUUUAUCCUUAACAAACACAACCCACUGUGCAUGAACAUUGAUCAGUGAUGAUGACUGAUG
Telopea speciosissima is the source of this 1534-nucleotide messenger RNA. RefSeq names its product glucan endo-1,3-beta-glucosidase 12-like. NCBI's taxonomy places the organism in Eukaryota, Viridiplantae, Streptophyta, Magnoliopsida, Proteales, Proteaceae. Gene Ontology annotation, cellular component: plasma membrane. Gene Ontology annotation, molecular function: hydrolase activity, hydrolyzing O-glycosyl compounds. Gene Ontology annotation, biological process: carbohydrate metabolic process. The record is from RefSeq and is a predicted model, not a curated record. The coding region runs from base 21 to 1508 and encodes 495 amino acids. The transcript has 3 exons.